GGGCGCCCGCCUCGGUCGCCCCCAGACCCCAAGACCACGCACUCGCUGCUGCCGGCCUCUCGGCGUGCCCAUGAUUGCCCGGUGCCUUUCGGCUGUGCGAGGCCUCCACAGAGUUGGUGGUUCCAGGAUUUUACUCAGAAUGACAUUAGGAAGAGAAGUGACAUCUUCCCUUCAGACAGUGUCUUCCUAUACUGCAGCUGGCAGAAAUGUUUUAAGAUGGGAUCUUUCACCAGAGCAAAUUAAAACAAGAACUGAGGAACUCAUUGUACAGACCAAACAGGUGUAUGAUGCUGUUGGAAUGCUCAACGUGGAAGAAGUAACUUAUGAGAACUGUUUACAGGUGCUGGCGGACGUAGAAGUGAAGUACAUAGUGGAAAGAACCAUGCUAGACUUCCCUCAGCAUGUGUCCUCUGACAAAGAAGUACGGGCAGCAAGUACUGAAGCUGACAAAAGACUUUCUCGUUUUGAUAUUGAGAUGAGUAUGAGAGAAGAUAUAUUUAAGAGAAUUGUUCAUUUACAGGAAACUUGUGAUUUGGAAAAGAUAAAGCCUGAAGCCAGACGAUACUUGGAAAAGUCAGUUAAAAUGGGAAAAAGGAACGGACUCCAUCUUCCAGAACAAGUACAAAAUGAAAUCAAAUCGAUGAAGAAAAAAAUGAGUGAGCUAUGUAUUGACUUUAACAAAAAUCUCAAUGAGGAUGAUACCUUCCUGGUAUUUUCCAAGGCUGAACUUGGUGCUCUUCCUGAUGAUUUCAUUGACAGUUUAGAAAAGACAGGUGAUGACAAGUAUAAAAUUACCUUAAAAUAUCCACACUAUUUUCCUGUCAUGAAGAAAUGUUGUGUCCCCGAAACCAGAAGGAAGAUGGAAAUGGCUUUUAAUACAAGAUGCAAAGAGGAAAACACCAUCAUUCUGCAGCAGCUACUGCCACUGAGGGCCCAAGUGGCCAAGCUACUUGGCUACAAUACACAUGCUGACUUUGUCCUUGAAAUGAAUACUGCCAAGAGUACAAGCCGUGUGACAACCUUUCUCGAUGACUUAAGCCAUAAAUUAAAACCCUUGGGUGAGGCAGAAAGAGAGUUUAUUUUGAAUUUGAAGAAAAAAGAAUGUAACGAGAGAGGUUUUGAAUACGAUGGAAAAAUCAAUGCCUGGGAUCUACACUAUUACAUGACUCAGACAGAAGAACUCAAAUACUCCAUAGACCAAGAGUCCCUCAAGGAGUACUUCCCCAUCGAGGUGGUCACUGAAGGCUUGCUGAACAUCUACCAGGAGUUGUUGGGACUUUCCUUUGAGCAAGUGACAGAUGCGCAUGUUUGGAAUAAAAGUGUUACACUUUACACUGUGAAGGAUAAAGCUACUGGAGAAGUGUUGGGACAGUUCUACUUGGACCUGUAUCCAAGGGAAGGAAAAUACAAUCAUGCAGCAUGCUUUGGUCUUCAACCUGGCUGCCUUCUCCCUGAUGGGAACCGGAUGAUGUCUGUGGCUGCCCUUGUGGUAAACUUCUCACAGCCAGUAGCAGGUCGCCCCUCUCUCCUGAGGCAUGAUGAGGUGAGGACUUACUUCCAUGAAUUUGGUCAUGUCAUGCAUCAGAUCUGUGCACAGACUGAGUUUGCACGAUUUAGUGGAACAAAUGUGGAAACUGACUUUGUAGAGGUACCAUCACAAAUGCUUGAAAAUUGGGUGUGGGACAUUGAUUCCCUCCGAAGAUUGUCAAAACAUUAUAAAGACGGAAGCCCUAUUACAGAUGAUCUGCUUGAAAAGCUUGUUGCUUCUAGACUGGUCAACACAGGUCUUCUGACCCUCCGCCAAAUUGUUUUGAGCAAAGUUGAUCAGUCCCUCCAUACCAAUACAUCGCUGGACGCCGCAAGCGAAUAUGCCAAAUAUUGCACAGAAAUUCUAGGUGUUGCAGCUACUCCAGGCACAAAUAUGCCAGCUACUUUUGGACAUUUGGCCGGGGGAUAUGAUGGCCAAUAUUAUGGAUAUCUCUGGAGUGAAGUGUUUUCCAUGGACAUGUUUUACAGCUGUUUUAAAAAAGAAGGGAUAAUGAAUCCAGAGGUUGGAAUGAAAUAUAGAAACCUAAUCCUGAAACCCGGGGGAUCUCUGGACGGCAUGGACAUGCUCCAGAAUUUCUUGAAACGUGAGCCAAACCAAAAAGCGUUCCUAAUGAGUCGAGGCCUGUGUGCUCCAUAAACAGGAUCUUUGGUAGCAGUCCAUGUCUGGAGGACAAGUCGACGUCGCCAUGUGUUACUGGCCUGGAAACUGAAGGGAGUUUGCAGAUGAAAAAUUAGAUUUCUAUUGACUUCUUUUUUUUUUUAUUUUAAAACUUAUACUUAUGUAAAUGGAAUUAUAAAUACUGUGACCUAAAAAGACCUAAUUGAAAAUAAUUGUACUAUAAAAUUUCAUAAAAAUGGAUUUGAUUUCUUUUGAUAAAAGUUUCAUAUGAAUGUAAUUUGAUUUUUUUACUAUUAUAAUCUAGAUAAUAUAAUGUAAGAGGGCCAAGAAUUUUUAAAUUGAAUCAUAUACAUGAUAUAAUUUGAUCCUUCUUAUAUCUUAAAAUUUUGUACUUGGGAUUUCUGAACUGAUAAAUGAAUCAUCAAAUUCCUCUGGUAAAUAUUUUCCUGGAGCCCUGAGUCAACUUUGAUCCUCUGCCUCCCUAUAAGGUGUGACCUUGCCUUUGCCUGCAUGCCUCAAGGCCAAGGAAAUACGACACAGUAAUUCCUUUAUCUUUGUAUACCAGGCCUCAAAGUUCCCAGCUUUCUGCCUCUUUAUGUUAUAUUCCCCCAUUUGGGUUUGUUUUCCUUUCUAAUCUUCAGUUAGAGAGUACCAAAAAAAUUUUUCAGUGUGACUACACUGGUCUAAUGUAUAUUACAAGUUGUUUUUGUUUGUUUGGUACUGGGGAUUAAACCAGGGGCACUUGAUGACUGAGCCACAUCCCCAGCCCUU
Messenger RNA from Marmota flaviventris (yellow-bellied marmot), 2938 nucleotides. It is a transcript of the gene Nln, whose product is annotated as neurolysin. The record is from RefSeq and is a predicted model, not a curated record. Gene Ontology annotation, molecular function: metalloendopeptidase activity. Gene Ontology annotation, biological process: proteolysis; peptide metabolic process. Gene Ontology annotation, cellular component: mitochondrial intermembrane space. Lineage: Eukaryota; Metazoa; Chordata; Mammalia; Rodentia; Sciuridae.